Molecule: messenger RNA, 1509 nt
Organism: Perca flavescens (yellow perch)
Lineage: Eukaryota; Metazoa; Chordata; Actinopteri; Perciformes; Percidae
Gene: gch2
Product: GTP cyclohydrolase 2
Exons: 6
Coding region: 341-1039 (232 amino acids)
Biological process (GO): tetrahydrobiopterin biosynthetic process; tetrahydrofolate biosynthetic process
Cellular component (GO): cytoplasm
Molecular function (GO): zinc ion binding; GTP cyclohydrolase I activity; GTP binding
Source: RefSeq, a predicted model, not a curated record
CACGGGCUCCACGUGAAGUCAUGAGCCUGUGAGAGACUUCUGUCUACUUUCUAGUAAAGAAGACAUAACCAGAAUGAAAGAACGGAGAGAUGGAUGUGCAACUGAUUAACAAAACUCAGUUCAUGAUUGGCUUACUUGGGUUGGGAGGGGCUGCUCUGAUGAAACAAAAAAUGUUGGGCGACACCUUGACGAAUGAUGCGCACGCGGCACGAGGGGCUUUAUAAACGCAGUGAGCGCCGGGGAUUGGAGAAGCCUACGAGCCCUGCAUUACAUCUCAACUCCGGGACUCAUCACUUCACUUCUCUUCUUCCAGAGGUAAAAAAAAAAAAAGCGCUCCAGCAUGAACGGCCACUGCAACGUUAAUGUAAACGACACCGUGGAGAAGUUCCAGUGCAACAACGGAUUCAGCGACCUCAGCAUAGACACCAAGAAGUCCGAGCGCGACACGUCCCGCAAAGAGGAUGAGGACAAGUCAUGUUUAGACCUACAUGUGCUCGAGGCUGCCUACACCAGCAUCCUCCGGGAGCUCGGCGAGGACACGGACCGACAGGGGCUGCUGCGCACGCCGCUGCGCGCAGCCAAGGCAAUGCAGUUCCUCACCAAGGGCUACCACGAGACCAUCAGCGACAUCUUAAACGACGCAAUAUUUGAUGAAGACCACAACGAGAUGGUGAUUGUGAAGAACAUAGACAUGUUUUCACUCUGUGAACAUCACCUAGUGCCCUUUUUUGGCAAGGUUCACAUUGGGUAUAUUCCCAACAAAAACGUUGUGGGACUGAGCAAGCUGGCAAGGAUUGUGGAGCUCUUCAGUCGGAGACUCCAAGUUCAAGAGCGUCUGACCAAGCAGAUCGCCAUGGGAAUAUCAGAGGCUUUGCGGCCAAAAGGUGUAGCUGUGGUUAUUGAAGCAACGCACAUGUGUAUGGUCAUGCGCGGUGUCCAGAAGAUAAACAGCCGCACUGUGACAAGCACCAUGUUGGGUGUUUACCUGGAGGACCCCAAAACCAGGGAGGAGUUCCUGACUCUUUCACAGAACCCCUAACAAAUGUCAUUCACUCCAGGGCCUCUGCAUACAGUAGUACACAUAAAGCUUUAGAGUAACAGUAGAUCCAUAUCUAACUUUUAGGAAAUCAUACAAACCAGAAAACACAAAGCUGCUUUGAUGCAAGAUCCAAGCCAAGCCUCGAUACACUGACGCCUGACUGUGAACAUAAUAGGAAAAAGAAGACGUGCCUUUGUUAGAUAUUUUACAUCUUAGGUCUCACAUGGCAAUAUUGAUGUUAUAAAGUAUGAAACCUGAUUUUGUAACAUGUUAACUUAAGAUUAUACUUUUUUUUUUUGAAUGGGAAUUUAAUUGCCUUUCCUUGCUUUAUCAUCAUAAUAAGAAUUUACUGAUCUGAAUAAUUUAAUGAACUAUGUGUCAUUCAUAAAUAAAUUUAUAAAGUCUUUGUAAUAUUUGACAUUUCUAAGAUACAAAUUAAAUAUGUAGCCCAAAGAGUAUAAUAAAUGAUG